Molecule: messenger RNA, 279 nt
Organism: Haemonchus placei
Lineage: Eukaryota; Metazoa; Nematoda; Chromadorea; Rhabditida; Trichostrongylidae
Source: the annotation of a GenBank genome assembly
AUGUCCUGCCUAGCUAUCACCUUCAUCGGUCCCAAAACCAAAAAUGGACGCAGACUCUUUGAAAACUUCGUUGAAGCGAACAAAAGCAGCUUCUGGAACAGAGAACUUGUUGAAGCUGUUGAUUCGGUGAUCUAUAUGGGAUUCAUGCGGCCCUCUACGUUAUUCGUCUCAGGACCCCAGAUUCACCUUCAAGCUGUUCGAACUGCAUGGGCUCGUCGUGUACUGAAACCAGCAGAAGGUUACUCGAUUUCAUCUCUGGGUGAGUCUUUUACUGUGUAA